This is a messenger RNA of Xyrauchen texanus (razorback sucker), 4672 nucleotides long. It is a transcript of the gene c2cd5, whose product is annotated as C2 calcium dependent domain containing 5. Gene Ontology annotation, cellular component: plasma membrane. The transcript has 29 exons. Gene Ontology annotation, biological process: positive regulation of protein targeting to membrane; positive regulation of D-glucose transmembrane transport; intracellular protein transmembrane transport. The record is from RefSeq and is a predicted model, not a curated record. Lineage: Eukaryota; Metazoa; Chordata; Actinopteri; Cypriniformes; Catostomidae. Bases 191 to 3766 code for a protein of 1191 amino acids. Gene Ontology annotation, molecular function: calcium ion binding; calcium-dependent phospholipid binding.
CUCCCACCUGCGCGUGCUGUUGGUUCUCCCGUAUGAACGUUAUAAUUUCGACAGGAUUCCGAUUAAAAUGCCUCACAGAAUCGAUACUGAACCUUCCUGAGAUCUGAUCAUGACAGAAGAAUCGUUUUAAUCGAUGGACAGGCUUAAAUGUCAGAUUGAACCUCUGAGGGGAAGCUGGACUAGCUGAAUCAUGCCUGGGAAGUUAAAGGUGAAGAUUGUUGCAGGGCGGCACCUGCCCGUCAUGGACCGCGCCAGCGAUCUCACGGACGCCUUUGUGGAUGUGAAGUUUGGAAACACAACAUUUAAAACUGAUGUGUACCCCAAGUCCCUGAACCCUCAGUGGAAUUCUGAAUGGUUCAAGUUUGAGGUGGAUGACGAGGAUUUACAAGACGAGCCGUUACAGAUAACUGUUCUUGACCAUGACACAUACAGCGCUAAUGAUGCCAUAGGGAAGGUGUACAUUGACAUAGAUCCAUUACUCUGUAGUGAAGCAGCGACUGUCAUCUCUGGCUGGCUCCCUAUCUAUGACACAAUACAUGGUAUAAGAGGGGAAAUCAAUGUGCUGGUGAAGGUGGAUUUCUUUAAUGACCUGAACCGCUUCAGGCAGUCCUCAUGUGGGGUUAAAUUCUUCUGUACAACCUCUAUUCCUCGAUGCUACCGAGCUGUGAUGGUUCAUGGUUUUGUCGAGGAGCUUGUGGUGAACGAGGAUCCAGAGUACCAGUGGAUUGACCGCAUCAGAACCCCUCGUGCAUCCAACGAGGCCCGACAGAGACUCAUCUUUCUCAUGUCAGGUGAAUUACAGAGAAAGAUUGGUCUUAAAGUCCUGGAAAUGGGAGGGAACGCAGUGGUGGGGUACCUGCAGUGUUUUGACUUGGAAGGAGAAUCAGGCCUUGUGGUCCGUGCCAUCGGGACAGCCUGCACACUGGAGAAAAUCAGCACCCUGACUUCUGCCUCAGCCACACACCCCAGCAACUCCUCUCCUUCAAAAGACAUGAAAGACUCUCCGCAGGCUGCGCCUUCCACUCUCGGAUGUCGUUCCACACACAGCAGUCCAGUUCACAGCGCAAGUGGUCGUCUUUCUCAGGGCUUCUCCGUUUCUGUGCCAACACUGCUGUUCGCCGGUAUGAAACCCAGACACAGGAGCUCAGAAGCCCCCAGAUUCAGGCAGUGUAGGCCUGUUUUUGGGGAGGAGGCCCCAGGCAUCCCAUUAUCCUCAGGACCCCCAACCCCCCUGAGAGUACAAACCUUCUCUUCCUUCUCCCCCUCCAAGUCCUACAGUCGCCAGUCCUCUUCCUCCGACACAGAGCUCAGCCUCACCCCCAAAACUGUGAGGAUAUAUCUGUCUCCCAGUUCUCCCGCUCUUGUGUCUGACUCAUCUCCUCUCCCCUCUGCCCAUCUGCCCCGUCACUUACGGCCAGGGAUGUCCUCCAGGAGUACAACUCCUCCCCCACUCCAUGUCAGCCAAUCAGACACGGCCAUGCUGAGAAAGAGCAUGUCUUUCAGUGAGGAACUGCUGCUGGCGGCCUCUGGAAUGGGCAGCGGCGGCAGUGCAGGGAAGGAGGCGGGGCCUCUUAAAGCUCUUCUGAGGCAGCAGACCCAAUCCGCUUUGGAGCAGAGAGAAUACCCUUUCUUCACGUUGACCUCCUUCCCUCCUGGAUUUCUCCUUCACGUGGGGGGCGUGGUCAGUGCCCGGUCUGUGAAGCUCCUCGAUCGAAUCCACAACCCAGAUGAACCGGAGACACGAGAUGCCUGGUGGGAGGAGAUCCGUCAGGAAAUAAAGUCGCAUGCCAAAGCUCUCGGCUGCCACGCUGUGUUGGGGUACAGCGAAUCCACCAGCAUCUGCGAGGAGGUGUGUAUUCUGUCGGCAUCGGGCACUGCGGCGAUCCUCGGCUCCAGAUUCGUGCAGGACGGCCCACUGGACACCGACUACAGGUUGUCACGGCAACCGCUUGUCUUUUCUACAGGGGCAGAGAGGGUCGAGGGGGAUAUGGGUAGUUCAGCCUCUUUAGGAUUUGAGGAGGUGGCGCCCCCUGGCUGCGGUUUCUGUCACAUACCGUACGAUGAGUUGAAUAUACCGUUUCCUGCGCAGCUCACCUACUGCUACUACUGUCGCCGCUUCAAAGUGCCCGAUGUUCUCUUCACCACAAUAGACCUGCCUACAGAAGCGAACGUCACUGGCAAGGGCUGCCUGAUUCAAGCCAGGCUGUGUCGGACCAAAAAGAAGGCCCAAGGGGAGGGAAACGCCACCGCCAUUAGCAACCUUCUUCCUUUCCUAGAGUACGAGCUUCACACACAGCUGAUGAACAAGCUGAAGCUACGUGGCAUGAACUCUCUGUUCGGCCUGCGCAUCCAGAUCAGCGUGGGAGAGACGAUGCUGCUAGGACUGGCGUCUGCCACAGGAGUCUAUCUGACAGCGUUACCCAGUCCUGGAAGAAUCCAGAUAGCAGGAAAAACUCCCAGCGACAUCACAUACGAGCAGCACAUCUCCAAUAUGCAAAAGAAAAUCAACGACACCAUAGCUAAAAACAAAGAACUAUAUGAAGUCAACCCACCAGAAGUUGUUGAAGAGAUGAUUGGUUCACCAAUCCCUGAACCCCGGCAGAGGUCCCGCCUCCUCCGCUCUCACUCAGAGAGCUCUGACGAGGUAACAGAAUUAGACUUAUCCCAUGGAAAGAAGGAUGCCUUCGUACUGGAGAUAGAUGACACGGACGCUGUGGAAGAUAUACAUGCACUUCUGACUGAUUCCCCUAUGCCACCAGGAUUCUACAGCUGCAACACUGAAAUCAUGCCUGGGAUUCAGAACUGGACUUCAGCCAUACAGAUGUUUACCUCCGUGAGGGUCUUCCGCCUUAACAACGCCAACCUGACCAAUCAGGGACUGAAUAAGAUUUUCAGUGACCUCUGUGAGAAUCUUCUUAAGAGCUUGUACUUCAAACUGCGGUCGAUGAUACCCUGCUGUCUUUGUCACCUGAACUUCACUGUGGCCGUACCUGAAGAUGAGCUCAUACAGGUGGCGGUGACUGCUGUUGCAAUGAGUUUUUACAAAGAUCAGACUCUUGAGAACGGAAGACAAAGUGGGGACAAGACCCUGAUAAAGGCGAUAACAGAAAAUGACGAGCAACUGCAGUUCAAUCUGGAGCUCAAUGCUGAGUCGUCAUCUUCAAACCCUCUCAGCUCCACCAAAGGUCUCUCGGAUGUUUCGGGCAGCCAUCCCUCGGCCAGAGACAGAUGCAGUUCCUGGAUAGAGCAGCUUAGACUGAAAGCUCACACCAUAAGACGCGGAUCAGUUAAAACAACAUCUUCUCUGGAGAAGGCCAGCCCAUUGCCGGAAGGUCGCUCUCGUUCCCUUCAGUCGAAUCGCUCCUACUCUGGCAGUUCUGUUACAGUGGUCAAAAUGACUCCCCUCUCUUUCAUUCCUGGAGCAAAGAUCACCAAAUACCUUGGCAUCAUCAACAUGUUCUUCAUUAGAGAGACCAGCUCACUGAGAGAGGAGGGAGGUGUGAGUGGGUUUCUUCACACGUUCAUAGCUGAAGUAUUUGCAAUGGUUCGCGCCCACGUUGCUGCUCUCGGAGGAAACGCUCUUGUAUCCUACAGCAUGAAGGAGUGUGUGUUUAUGGAGAACCCCAACAAGAACCAGGCGCAGAGCCUAAUCAACGUUAGCGGGGAUGCUGUUAUCUUUGUCCGAGAAUCCGAACUUGAGGCGACUUCUGUACAGCCGCAGUCGGCGGCGACCAGAGAGACCUCCAACGGUGGGGAUGGAACGUGAACCCACAAACACACGCACACCAAAAAAAUCAAGUGUGCUAGUCUUAACCUGAACCAUCCCAUCUGAAGCCAUUUGAAGCUGGUUCAGGUUAGAACUACAGCACUAACCAAAUAUAUAUUUUCCAAAAAAUAAGUUAAAAUCUAGACACGUGUACGAUCUCUUUGCAGCCCGAUUGGUUCUCUCCAGUGUCAUAUUUUAGCCCAUUAAAUGAUCGAUGUUUUAUUUCUGAAUCAUGUUUUAAAAUCCCUCCAUCAGAGUUCUUUCAAAAAGGACGUCUGCCAUUUUUCUAUAUGUUUGGCCAUUAUUCACAUUCCACUUUGCUCAUAUGAGGCUGCGGCAGCUACAAAUUUAAAAGGUCUAAAAGAGUGUCUAUGUGUUUGUAAAUAUGUCAACAUCUCUCUAAAUGGCCAUGUUUUAUAUUUCAAUAUUGGAAUAAACUACUUGUGCAGUCGCACAGACAUCCAGUUCAGGAUUUUACCAUACUGAACCUGCCAUACUGGUUUCAAGUUAGAUAUUUCUCGUCACGUCCUACUGAUCUCUUUAUAAUCAUGUCAAAUGCUGGAAACGUGUUCGUUUGCUUUCAUGUGCCACAAUGUGUGCUUUGUUGUUCCGACGUCAGACGUCUGUGAGGCUGGUCCUGUUCCCUUGGAUGUGCGAUGCCAGUUAAUCAAUAAGAUAAAGAGAUAUUUUAGGGGCAGAGGCAUGCUCCACAUGAACUGUGGGACACGUGAAUGUACAGAUGAUGAGAAUGGAGAGGAGACUGAAGUCUGGUUGAGGUUGGCGGCUUGCUGAAUCCUCUGCUCAUGUGUUGACUGACUUUUAUUGCUAUUAUUUUGUAUAUAUGUGUUUGACUGAGGACAAAGCAAAAUUGCACAUUAAUAGUAUAAUUAAAUAAAACUGUUAUAG